Messenger RNA from Trichoderma virens Gv29-8, 312 nucleotides. RefSeq lists its product as uncharacterized. The transcript has 2 exons. The record is from RefSeq and is a predicted model, not a curated record. NCBI's taxonomy places the organism in Eukaryota, Fungi, Ascomycota, Sordariomycetes, Hypocreales, Hypocreaceae. Bases 1 to 312 code for a protein of 103 amino acids.
AUGGGCUUUUCAGAAGACUUAUUCAAUGAUAUUAUGUCUCCAGCUUCUGCCUCCAUUCGACUGAAGUGCCGCGCCGGUGACUGUGCCAUUGCGGAAGUCUCGGUCGCCUUCAACGUGCCAUCUCGAAAUCGCAAAUGCUCAAAAGCUGUGUUAGAAGGAUGCUUCCAGCCAUACGGUCUUAAACGGGACGUUUUUCACUGUUCGACCAAGAAAAAUUCUUCUCAGGCGUUGGGCAGCCACGUUUUAGCUCUCCGCCUCGAACGUUGUGGUUAUAUAUCUUGCCGAAACAUCAUGCAUGAAAUUGGUCUCUAG